Messenger RNA from Durusdinium trenchii, 1908 nucleotides. The record is from the annotation of a GenBank genome assembly. NCBI's taxonomy places the organism in Eukaryota, Dinophyceae, Suessiales, Symbiodiniaceae.
AUGUCUGGACGACUCAUGGUGGAGCAGCCUUCAGCCGUUGAAUUCGCAAAUUUGUUGGCACACAUUUGCACAGGAAAUUCCCAGCCGCCUGACAAACCGGAAGCUUUGCUGGAACCUUCUUGGGCUUUUUUAAAGGCAAACAGAAGUGGAGAUGAUAUUGGAUUGGUAGCCGAACUGUUACAAUACAUUCCCGACGAUUUGCUGGAGGAUUUGCUGGUGCUUUACAACGGUGUUUUGAGAGAAGGGUGCGUGCCACACAGUUGGGAUGGGCCGCCAGACCCUCUCCCACUCCAGACUGCUCCUCGCUCCUGGGUCUACGUGCCUUUGCUGCACGAUGCGGCCGGGGCGUCUUCCGACGCAGCGCAGGCCGCCUGGCGCGCGCAUGCCGCCUUCGGUCCGGUAUGGGGACAGUGGGGCGACUCCCUUUGCACCCUCGCGUUCGCGGUCGAAGCCCUCGCCCGGGCGGAUGGCUACUUGGCCCCUGCGGUUCAAGAGGCACUGUUGUGCGUCUAUGGCGGUGACCGCCUGGCGUCCGAGAUCGCCGAGGGCGCGCGCCACCUUUGCGCGCCUCCCGCCCCGGUGCCUCCCACGGACCGUGGAGCGGCCCCUGCCCCUGAGGCGGAUGUUCUCAGGGCGCUUCGCGCCGCGCUGCAUGCAGGGCUCGCCCGAAUACGGGACGACCCUGACUCCCCGGCCGGCUGGGGCCUGUUCCUCCUCGCGCCCCGCAUGCUGCUCUUCCGUCGUCGUGGCGAGACCCGUGUCGCCCGCGACGCCUUGGAGGAACGGGCAGCACUCCUCGCGCGCGGUGCCUACGCCGACCUCCUAGACCAGGCUGCCGCCGCUGCCGCCUUGGCCCCCGUGGCCAGCCCUGCACCACGAGGUGACUGCCUGGAGAGGCGGGCUGCGCGGGCUGCUGCCCUGGCCCACAUGGGUGAACUGUCCGCCGCGGCCGCCGCGCUCACCGCUCCAGCCCUCGCGCCGGCCACUGCAGCGACCCUUGCCGAGCUCCGCGACCCUGCCCGGCGGCCACCCAGCCCUCAGGUCCCGCUGCCGGCCCCGCCCGCGCUCGGACGCGAGACGGCGGGCUUUGGUGUCGACCACGCUCGGCUCCUUGCCAACCUCCGCCGCGGUCGCCGCGGUGCUGCCCCGGGCCUUUCUGGCUGCACGCCAGAGCACCUCCGCGUCCUGCUGGACGACGCGGAGUCUCUCGACCUGCUGUGCUUUGCCGCCGACCGCUUGGCCCGGGCCGAGGUGCCCCCCGAGGCCCUCGCGGCCCUGCGCCUGGGGCGCUUGGUCGCCCUCCAAAAGCCGGCGGGCGGCGUCCGCGGUCUUUUGGCCGCCGAGCUUGGGGCACCGGGCCUGCCCGGCACGCAAGCCGCCCGCCUGGCCGCGGCCGCGCUGCACACCCCUGGAUGGGCGCCGCCAUCAUGGGUCGCGCUCGCGAGUGGCCUGGAUUCCGGAGCCGGCGCUAGUUUCGGCGACCCCACCCGCGGUUGGCAGCGCGCCGCCACCGCCGCCUUGGACAGACAAGCCCUUGAGGUGCACUUCUCUGUGCUCGAUCCUGCAUCUCGGGCCCUGCUUCUGUCCCAAGGCGGCGCAGGCGGCGCGGCGGCCUUGACGCCUGGGGCCGCCGCAGCCGACGCCGCUGCGCGCAAGCGCCGCGAGACUUACCCCGAAUUUGCUCAGGCUCCCCGCGCCCGGCUCGCCGUCCUCGCCCUUGAGACCGGCGGCCGGCGGGGUGACGACUGUGAGCACUUCCUCCGGGUCCUCGCGGCCGGUCGUGCGCAAGCGGCCCCACCGUGGCAGCGUCCCGGCCUUCGCGCCGCCCUGCACCAUCGCUGGGGGAGCCUCCUCUCCCUGGCGGCGCAGGGCAGCCUGGCCACCACGCUGCUGGAACUUCCGGAGUAG